This is a messenger RNA of Pipistrellus kuhlii (Kuhl's pipistrelle), 606 nucleotides long. RefSeq names its product 60S ribosomal protein L29-like. Gene Ontology annotation, biological process: cytoplasmic translation. Gene Ontology annotation, molecular function: structural constituent of ribosome. NCBI's taxonomy places the organism in Eukaryota, Metazoa, Chordata, Mammalia, Chiroptera, Vespertilionidae. Gene Ontology annotation, cellular component: cytosolic large ribosomal subunit; ribosome. The record is from RefSeq and is a predicted model, not a curated record.
GCGCUCUUCUGGUCCCUGGCGCUUCGGCAGCCGCGGCCUUCUGUGCAGAGAUGGCCAAGUCCAAGAACCACACCACGCACAACCAGUCCCGGAAAUGGCACAGAAAUGGCAUCAAGAAACCCCGGUCACAAAGAUACGAAUCUCUUAAGGGGGUAGACCCCAAGUUCCUAAGGAACAUGCGCUUUGCCAAGAAGCACAACAAGAAGGGCCUGAAGAAGAUGCAGGCAAACAACGCCAAGACCAUGAGCGCCCGCACUGAGGCCAUCAAAGCCCUGGCCAAGUCCAAGGAGCCCAGGCCCAAUAUCCCAAAGGGCUGCAGCCGCAAACUCAGUCGACUUACCUACAUCGCUCACCCCAAGCUUGGGAAGCGCGCUCAUGCCCGCAUUGCCAAGGGGCUCAGGAUCUGCUCGCCAAAGGUCAAGGCCAAGGCCAAGGCUGAAACCAAGCCCCAGGCUGCAGGUGCAGCUGCAGCUCAGGCUCCCAAAGGUGCCCAGGCCCCCACGAAGGCUCCACAGUAGGAUGGAAGGACUGGUGGGCCCCUGGGCUGCCGUCUGCGUGGCGCUGCUGCCGUCCUGUGCUGUUUGUACAAAUAAACCUGCGGCAGGA